CUCUGGUUAAUUACCUUGGAACAGCUGUUUCUGGCGGUUGGAUUAUCAGGGAGUGUUUUAUUUUCAAUUGUUGCUUUAGACUUUAUACUAAUAUGAGAAAAUACCAGCAACUGGUGCUGUUGGUCAUCUCCUGCCUCAGUGUGGGCAUCUUGCUGAUGUACAAGACCGAGAACAACCGCCUCAAGUAUGUACUGAAAUACGUGAACUUCUUUGGCCGGAACGAUGCCGCUGUGCUGCGUCGUCUGGAGAACGGGACCAAGGAUGAUCUACCGCAGGCGGCAAUGUGGCGUCCGCUACCUGUGUGGCAAAUGAUUGGCGACUCCUUUCACGCCUACUCGGCAUUCUGGAUACGCAACGAAUUGGUGGCCGGUGGAGAGGCCCAUGUCCUGGUGGUCGGGAAAAAGGGAGCAGUAGUGGACUUCCGCUGCAGCCUGGAUCUGCUCAAUGGUCGUAGUGUGCAGGGAAAGUUUCGCUUCCAGAGGGACUCUAGUGAACCACCGGUGGAUGAUAAACUAUCAAACUUUACCAGCUACCACUUCUUCUGCCAAGUCAGCAGGGAUUUCGGCCAGCCGGGAAGUGUCUCCUUUACAGACAUCACAUCCACCAAAGUUCCAGUCAAGCUGCGCCUGCGCAGUAUUAAGCCCAAAACCCAAGGGAAAGAAUCUAAAGUAUCGGCGAAUCAAUCUCGCCUGCCAGCCACCAUCUGUGUGGACCUUGUAGGAUUCAACUCCACCUCACGAUUUGCUCGAAACGAGAACGCCAUUUUGCAGUUCUUCCUGUUCCACCAAGCUCUAGGCAUCGACCAUUUCCUGGUAUACAACUACGACGAUCUUCCCGAGGAAGUGAUACGCGUGCUGGACCGGACCAACAUCCAUUUGGUCGGAUUACCCUUUAACUUUCCCUUCCAACAAACAAACGGAACAGUUUCAAGAGUUCGCCAACUCAUCCACAACGAUUGCCUACUUCGAAAUGUAAACCAAGCCGGGUUUACCCUUCUGCUACAGCCGAACGAACUUUUCUUUCCCAAUUCCCGAUUUACGGCAGAUGGGACCAAAGGAUCAGUGCAGCAACAGCUGCGGCACUUUUCCUCAGAGACUACUCGCUUUGAAUUGGCCACCAUGUCGGUGUGCUAUGACGAAAAUGGGAAGUUCCUGCCUGACAACUCGCAGUACGACCCCGAGCGACGGGCACCGUAUAAGUUGCUCCUAAACCGCCUGGAGCUGCCACCCUCCCAGCUGUUGGCGAGCACCGGAGAGGUGGAAUUGGCCCUCUCCGCAGCAUUCGUACAUCGCUAUGUGGAUUGCGACCACGUGGGUCGGGAUGGACUGCACGACUGGCGCAACGGGGUUCGCCAGGAUUUUAUGGAGCACAUUAACGGACUGCGCAACGAAGUACACCUUCUCAUCUAAUAUUAGUGAAUAAGUUGUUAUAGUAAUUAGUUUGAGAUUUAUACACGUAGCUCAUAAUUUGAGAGAUUGCUUGACUGCCAUAAAGAUUUUUCACAUAA
Messenger RNA from Drosophila ananassae, 1507 nucleotides. RefSeq lists its product as uncharacterized. The record is from RefSeq and is a predicted model, not a curated record. The transcript has a single exon. Bases 93 to 1409 code for a protein of 438 amino acids. NCBI's taxonomy places the organism in Eukaryota, Metazoa, Arthropoda, Insecta, Diptera, Drosophilidae.